AUGGCAUGCGUCCUGCACCCCGGCGUGCUCUACGCCUCGGGCUUGCACACGGUGGCCACCUGCAGCCGCCUCUGCCGGCAGGCCCACGAGGCAGCAUGCCAGGGCGACCUCUGGCAGUUCCGCACCGUCGCCACCUGUCAGCGUUGGAACCUGCAGCCCAAGCUUCCGCGGGGCACCGGCAAGGCCCGGGGAGCGUGGCAGAAGCACUUCCUGCAGCUGACGCGCCCUCGCUGUGACGGAGUCUACGUGUCCGAGUGCGGGUUCCAGCGCUGGCUCCGGGUGGGUCACCACUCAGACCUCCGGAAGAACGCUGCGCAGCUGGCGGCUUACGGGGGCCGCGGCGGCCAGUCGGAGUGGGUGGGCUACCGCCGCUUCCUGCGGUUGCUGCCGCCCCAGGACGGCUGCCAUGCGCUGGUUCUGAUAGAUCCGUGCCCUCGUGAUGUCGCCGAAGCCGUGCUCGUGGAUGGCGUCGACCUUGCCACACACCGCAACCCCGCCAGAUCGGAAGGUGUUCCAGAGGGAGCUGUGCCCAACGCCCACGACGCGGAUCGCAUCCGGAAGCGGAUUUGCGUGGGUACCUACAGCUUUAGCCAGGAGGGAGCCAUGGUUCACGUCCGCUACACCGCCACGGACGGGGAGUACCGCCUCACCUUCUCGCUCAAGCAUGGGCCCAAGGUUUGCUCGGAUUGCCUCACCUGGGAAGAGUACGAGCUGCACGACCAUGGCAACCAGGAUAUUGUGCCUUUCAAUUUGGGCCGCCUGCCCGAGUGGAAGGGCGGAGGCUUGGAAGAUGAGAACAAGGACCACUUUCCGCAGAUGAAUUUUCGGCCAAAGCUGGCCCUAGAGCACUUGGCAUAG
Molecule: messenger RNA, 858 nt
Organism: Effrenium voratum
Lineage: Eukaryota; Dinophyceae; Suessiales; Symbiodiniaceae
Source: the annotation of a GenBank genome assembly